Messenger RNA from Trypanosoma cruzi, 2910 nucleotides. RefSeq lists its product as uncharacterized. NCBI's taxonomy places the organism in Eukaryota, Euglenozoa, Kinetoplastea, Trypanosomatida, Trypanosomatidae. The coding region runs from base 1 to 2910 and encodes 969 amino acids. Gene Ontology annotation, biological process: autophagy; vesicle-mediated transport; endosomal vesicle fusion. Gene Ontology annotation, cellular component: cytoplasm; membrane. The transcript has a single exon. The record is from RefSeq and is a predicted model, not a curated record.
AUGGAGCGACAGACACUGUUUGUGACGUCACACGAAAAGAUUCGUGUGACAGCCGCGGUGGUGGUUUCUGUGGAGCGAAGCAGCAAAGAACUUCUGGUGCGUGAUAUGCAUCUAUUCCCUAAUGAGACGCUGCGGAGUCUUCUUUAUGUCGGCUGUUCCGACGGCACACUGCACGUAUGCCAAUGUCUCACCUGUCUUAACCAAGAGGAGGUGCGAUAUGACGUGAGGACAACUUGUUUACAUAAAAAGUCUCUUUCAACUUACGGCGAGAAAAAAGUGGAUGAAAAGGGCACGGAUUUUGUCCAAGACGGUAUCGUAUUUCUUCAUGUCGAUAACAGGCUGUCGAAUCCACAGCUUCUGGUUAUUGUGGAUGGAUCUCUUGACGCACUGCAUUGUGAAGGCUUGGAAAGCUCAGGUAUUUUUCAACACCUUCCUCUCCCUUCUGGGGCCGCGAGUGUAUGCUGCGUGGCGCGGGGCCAGGAUUACGUGUUGCAUCAUGCCCAGCGUCUUGCCGUGCUUAUCAAAAGAUGGAUUGUUCUCGUUGAGUACACAGAACGAGAUUCUCGGAUUCUUCAAAGCGGCACGGAGACUCAAGAACCUGCUGCUGCCGAAUCUCUGUACAUCUUGGCACCGGAAGAUACACAAACCAUGGCAUGGCAACGAGACUUUAUUGUGACGGGCAGCCUAAAGGAGUACUGUGUGUUUGAUGUGAACACCCAUCAUUUGCGAGAACGAAUGGGGGUGGUGGAUACAUUGACCCAAGGUCUACUUUGCCGUUAUGUGGAGGGGUUUGGAGAAAGCUCAUAUAUAUUGAUUCGAAUAAGUGACGACCAGCUUGCUUUAUUUGAUGCCACAACAGAAACAGACCUUGAAACGGUGUCACCUGUUCAAUUUUCAGAAUCCGUCGUCGAUGUUGCGUGGGCACCACCAUUUUUUAUUGGCAUCAAAGCGGAUGGUGGCGUGUUGAUGCGGUCGUGGUUAGACGGUGAGGAUGAGUUUCCCCACAUUAAUGCCUCUUCUGCCUAUUCGACCUCCGGUUUUGACGGGGCACCGCAGCAGGUGCACUCCACGCCUCUCGGCAUUUAUGGUCUCUGUGGUCGCAGCGUCCAGUUCCUGUUACUGAUGCCGAGGAAGACUAUAGUCGCGCUCUACAUUGAUGCAGGUCUGUAUGAACGUGCUCUGCGCUACGUCGAUCACACACACACUGCAGAAAAAGAUGUGCAUCUACGGCGUGUCUAUAAUGUCUGUGCACGUCAUGCACUGAUGGAGAAAAAGUACACAGAGGCCUUUCAUUAUUUUGAACUGGCAUCAACACCCACACAAGAGCUAUUGGAACUUGUGCCAGAGCUGAGACGCUCACCGAAAGACACCGAUGCGUGGAAAGUUAAAGUAACUCCCACCUUGAGUAGUGGUGAAGCCUAUCAAGAUUUGUAUGAGCUGCUUCUACGCCGGCGCUCACUUGGGCUGGGCAGUAAUACAGAGGAACAAAGUGCGAUUGAAUUUGCUAUUUUUCUUCUUUACGUGCUGGAGUGUGUGCCGUAUACGGACGAUGAGUUGGCGGAUAUGUUUCUCUUAUCUUCGACUCUUGUGCCUGAAGAAUGUUUACGUUACGUCUCUGAAGACGGCAUACGACCUAAACCGAUGAUUGUGCCUUUAGUACUCGCGUGUGACGGGAGGUUUUCAGAGGCGUUGGAGUGCUGCCAAGCUCAACGUCUCGUACAUGAGGCUGCUGUUGUGUUACAAAUGAGUGGCGAGGAGCAGCUGUACAUGCAGUACUUUCCUUGGAUGCUGAGUGUCGAUAUUAAUGCUGCAUUGCUGGCAGUCGUUCGGCCGCAGUUGCGAGCACCAUCGGUUUCAAUGAUCCUCCCGAUGCUUCUUGGAUACGGUGGUUACCCGCUACACGACUAUUUGCACUUCCUAAUCUUUAUGGAAGGGAACACGCAAAGGGAGCUGCACACGCUAUACGCCACAAAUCUUAUUGAUAUUGUUUGUAGCCUGCAAUCGUUUGGUGUGGAGGGUCUCAAGGCAACUUCUGUUAAAGUGCGUGCGGGCGAGGAAUCUGGAAUUCGUGGAGCGGCACGUCGGGCGUUGUUGGUGUUCCUUCAACUUAGCUCUCAUUACGAGGCGGAUGUGGUACUUUCUUGGCUUCAGGGCGCAGGUCUGGUCGAGGAAGAGGUCUUGGCGAUGAAACAGGCCGGUGACCACAUUGGCGCCCUGACAAAACUUGUGUACGAGUUGAACGAUGUCGCCGCCGCGGUGCGGUAUUGCGAAGAGCAGCAUGCACGCGAGCUUCAAAGUCGGCGUGGUAACGUCUUUAAAUGGUCCCUCGAGACCAAAGAAUUUAAUGAGUCCGCGGCUUUGCCAGCAUGUGAUGAGCCUUUACACGAAACAUUUGCGGAUAGAGACGACUCCGUGUGGCUUGCAGGGAAUCGCUACAUGGUUCAGGGAAGCCGUGCAUUCAAUGAAUACUUCAACAUCCUUCUUCAUGUGUUACUUGUUCCACCGGCAGGUAAGAAGAGACUUCUCUCGGAGGCUCUUUGGGUUCUCAAUGAGCAUUCCCCAUGUAUCAAUCCGCUAUCGGUUAUGACAACCCUACCGAGUGAGGUGUGUGUGGCGGAGAUAUCGUCAUAUCUUGUACGUGCGUUCCAGACGCUAUGCAACCAGGUUCAGAUGGCGGAGAUCAAUGCCAAUUCGGUGGCUUCUAUGGUUGCUGAUGCAGAACGGCACAAUGCCUUGCUUAGACAGAGAUGUGUGUAUGUGGACGAGAAGCGACCGUGUGCCGUUUGCGGCAAGGCGCUUGGGGUGGGAGUGAUAGCGGUCUUUCCGAAUUUGAAGGCGACACACUUCCGUUGUUUUCAUGCUCAAGAACUGGAUCCGGAGCGUGGGGUGCCAUUUCGGCCAGACCUGUGA